ACAACUGUCACUUCGUUAUACGACUAAUGUCAAAUCGAAGCCGAACAAUUUAUGCGAAAGUAAAUUUAAAUAAAUAAGUGCCUCAAACAAUAAAUCAAUUUUAUACAAUUUAUUAAACUUCAAAAGAACAAUGACAAAACUACUAGAAUGGAUCUCAGCUAUAUCAGCGUUCUUUGCAGUAUGGUAUUCGUUAAUCGGAGGUUAUGUGAAGCACCCGUUAAUUGAAGCGAAUAUGAACCUUAUUUUAUUAUCACCUAUAUGGUUAAUAAUAGUAUUUGGCUUGUAUGCUCUAACAGUGGUCUUAUACAGAGUGUUCACUUUUAAUAAUUGUGAAGCUGCAUUUUUGGAGUUGCAGAGGCAGAUAAAAGAGGCUAACAAAGACUUAGUUGCUAAGGGACUUAAGUGGUAGUUUUUUUUUUAAUUGUAUUAAUUAAUUAUUUUAUUGCAUCUGUAUUGAAAGUUCUUCAGUACUUCUUGAUGGUACUGAGCUGUAGAAUAUUGAAUUAUUACAGUAAUACAUACUCUUCACUAGCUAUUGGUGUUUUUAAAUUAAUAAACAUUAAUAAAACAAAUAUUUUCUGUGCAUUAUCAUGACUAAUACCUGAUAAUAUAUAGAACAUAAUAAAAUAUUUGAAACUAGCAAAUUGUAUUACUAUAAUAAUAAUAAUUUUAAUAUUUUAUAUCUAUUUCAAAGUGUAUCUACUUUUUAGUCAUGGACAGGUGAAAAAUUUGCCUCAUGUCUCUUAGUGUUUUUGAUAUUCUUCACCGUUUUGGAUUUACACACCUUGUUGAUUGUUAUGCUAAUUUCUCACUCACACUCUUAAUAAAUAUAUCUCUCAUUUAAGUAAGUAAAUAUAUGUAUAAGAUUACUUGAGUUUACUUAGGUACCUAUAUACCUAUGUAGACUGAAGAGACAUUUUAAAUAUUGUUCAUGGAUUUUUAUGUUGUAUAAAUAAUGAAAUACAAAUUGAUUGUAUUCGAUAAUAUUUAAAGAGUGUCAUGCCAAUAAUAAUUGGGAAAAAGAGAGUCCAUAAAAUCAUAACUGACUUUAUAACUUCAAAAAGUUUUUUAAACUUACAUAUUUUUUAAAAACCAAAUAUAAUGGGUAGUGUAAAUAUUUCUGCCUGACAAUAAAAUCAUAAAUAAUGCAAGUCAAGUGGAAGUUUCGAAAAUAUGCAUUCCUCUAUUUGUAUAAAGUCAUAUUUUAAUAUAAAUUGUAAUUUAUUAUAA
This is a messenger RNA of Colias croceus (clouded yellow), 1230 nucleotides long. RefSeq lists its product as uncharacterized. Lineage: Eukaryota; Metazoa; Arthropoda; Insecta; Lepidoptera; Pieridae. The record is from RefSeq and is a predicted model, not a curated record. Gene Ontology annotation, biological process: GPI anchor biosynthetic process. Gene Ontology annotation, cellular component: endoplasmic reticulum membrane; dolichol-phosphate-mannose synthase complex. Bases 131 to 409 code for a protein of 92 amino acids. The transcript is spliced from 3 exons.